AUGCAGUCCAGCUCAUCCCACCACUCGCCUACUCCUGAUCCUGAUGGGUCACCCCGGGCUGACGGCGAGCUCAUCGUCCGCAAGCCAAUGGAGAAGCAGCCAGACGAAAGCCCUCAGGCCGCAAGCGACAAGCAGCGCCAAGAUGACCAGCGUAUUUCUUCCCCUAACGGCCCCUCCGGCAACAUGGCAGGUUCAACAGAUGGUCGCGCCGCACCCGCCCAGGCUGGCAGCUCGGCCACGACGAACAACCCUGGCGAUCAAGGCAGAAAGAACAAUAUGGAGAAGAUGGCCUUAGAAGUACAGCAGUCUAUUGCGAAUGGACUCUACCGAGAUCUCAAGAGGUGCGAGUCCGACCUCGACAUCGCUCGCCAACAGCUCGAGUUGGCCCAUAGCGAGCACGAGCGACUCAAAGCCGAGUUCGAUCAGGCAUUCAAAGACUACCACCUCGCGAGCACCCAAUUCGUCGCGGUCAACAGCAAGAUGACCAAUAUACAGGAGGUUCUGGCCGAUUUGGCGGACAGACUCGAGAAGAACGGCUUCGAGCUCGGGGACGACGGCUUCGAGAGAAAGUAG
This is a messenger RNA of Pestalotiopsis fici W106-1, 573 nucleotides long. RefSeq lists its product as uncharacterized. Lineage: Eukaryota; Fungi; Ascomycota; Sordariomycetes; Amphisphaeriales; Sporocadaceae. The transcript has a single exon. The coding region runs from base 1 to 573 and encodes 190 amino acids. The record is from RefSeq and is a predicted model, not a curated record.